AUGGCGGUGGGAGCCCGGCUCCGAAGCAAGGCGGCAAACAGCCUCCCGCGACGCGGGCCCCGAGGGCGACGACUGGCGGAAGGGGACGAGGAGGCGACCGCAAUCCUGGAGUACCUGGAGUGCGAGUAUGAGGACGCGGAGGCUGUGGCGAGCGGCGCAAGCGGCUCAAGCGGCUCCGGGACGCGGAGUGCAAGGAGGGUGCACCUCGCCCUCCUCCCCGAGCGCUACGAGCCGCUGGACGAACCGGCGCUCGGGGAGAAGCCCAAGAGGAGGUACCGGCAGAAGCUGAAGAAAUACGGAAAGAAUGUCGGGAAGGUCAUCACCAAAGGAUGCCACUAUGUUGUCAUUGGUCUACAGGGAUUCGCUGCGGCCUACUCCGCCCCAUUCGCAGUAGCCACCAGUGUGGUGUCCUUUGUCCGCUAG
Orycteropus afer afer is the source of this 423-nucleotide messenger RNA. RefSeq names its product chromosome unknown C1orf115 homolog (gene CUNH1orf115). Lineage: Eukaryota; Metazoa; Chordata; Mammalia; Tubulidentata; Orycteropodidae. The record is from RefSeq and is a predicted model, not a curated record. Bases 1 to 423 code for a protein of 140 amino acids. The transcript has 2 exons.